AAACGCGAAAACUCAAACAAUCACGGCCAUUGGAAAAGCUUUUGCGUUAAUGAUUAGCCCCCUUAAUGUUGCGCCAGAUGAAGCUGAACCGGUCGAAGAACCCAGGACUAAUGUGAUGUCGCCCUUGGCUGAUUCAAAUAUGGGAUAUCCGCUGGGAAUGUUCAAUGGCCCUUUCGAUGAUUCGGAAAUAUCAAAUUACCGACCUCGCCAAGACAACAGUCUCGUGAAAUACGAACGCACGGGUCUCGACUCUUUAUCCGGAGCGACGUGCGGACAGAGCAAAAAAUACGAUCCGAACACGUUUCCAAAAACCGGAACGACGUACUCGAAGCCUGGAGAAUGUUUUCGUGUACUUGCUAGAGUUCUUCCGAAGCAAAAUUUCGACGUGAUCGAUAGAACGAAGUUGGACAGUUUCGUUAAGAAAAAUGAGAUAAAAAUUCCGAAACAAGUGGCUUCUCAUACCGGUGGAAAGGGUGAUUUUGACGAGAUCGAUUACGGAUUCAACGGUGCAAUCAACACUAAUUAAUAAUUCAAAUAUUUAUUAUACUCCGAAUAACGAAUGAUAUUUAAAAGGAAUACUCCACUGAAUAACCAACUUGGCAGUGAUAAUCGAGUUGAUUUUUUAACUUAAAAAUCGAAUUCAAUCACAACAGCCAAGUCGGCUUUUUUCAGUAAAGUUUUACUUCGACAUAGAGUAUUUUAUAAAUAAAU
Venturia canescens is the source of this 711-nucleotide messenger RNA. RefSeq lists its product as uncharacterized. NCBI's taxonomy places the organism in Eukaryota, Metazoa, Arthropoda, Insecta, Hymenoptera, Ichneumonidae. The transcript has 5 exons. The record is from RefSeq and is a predicted model, not a curated record. The coding region runs from base 50 to 526 and encodes 158 amino acids.